Molecule: messenger RNA, 686 nt
Organism: Filobasidium floriforme
Lineage: Eukaryota; Fungi; Basidiomycota; Tremellomycetes; Filobasidiales; Filobasidiaceae
Exons: 6
Coding region: 141-686 (181 amino acids)
Cellular component (GO): membrane
Source: RefSeq, a predicted model, not a curated record
UUCCCGAAGGAGCGAGCUGCGAGCAUCGACCUUUGUCUACAACAAACAACCUUGGCAUCGGAAACGACAUCGACACCGCAUCUGAUACAGAAGUAGAUCCUGAUUCCAUACUUGGGAAACCCUGAACGAAUCGACGAGAUAUGCCUUCCGCUCAGAUGUAUCACCAGGUCCACCUGGCCUUGCUCGGUCUGAUCAUCCUCUUCUCCUUGCUUGGAUGGACGAUCUCGGCAGGUUUCGUCAACAAGAACUACUAUAUUCAUCGAACGGCAGAGGGUCUCGAGGUAGCUGCAAACCUUCUGAUAUUCCUCGCCGCGUUAGCGUUCCUCGUAUUCUCCUUCACGAACAUCGGACGUCCAGGAUCUGCCAUCAAAUCGGUAUGGGUUGAGCUGCUAGUUUUGGGUUUGCUCUGGAUCGUGGUUGUUAGUGCGGCAGGAACACUAUCGGACGACCUGGAUCAGACCGAUUGCGGAGACGGCUUCGCAAAUUGCGACCUGGGGAGAGCUGCAGCGGCGUUUACCUGGUUGACGUGGAUCGCUGUCGGCUCCGAUGCAGUCCCAUACAAUCUGGAACGAGAACACUCGGGAUCAUGCUUGAACGCCAUGGUCGGGCUUGAAAAGGCCAAGAUGCAACAGGGAACACGAAUUAGGUUAAAAGCGUAUCAGGCGUACCUGUACCUAAGAGGCUAG